This is a messenger RNA of Lodderomyces oxycetoniae, 633 nucleotides long. RefSeq lists its product as uncharacterized. The coding region runs from base 1 to 633 and encodes 210 amino acids. Gene Ontology annotation, cellular component: endoplasmic reticulum; membrane. The transcript has a single exon. The record is from RefSeq and is a predicted model, not a curated record. Lineage: Eukaryota; Fungi; Ascomycota; Pichiomycetes; Serinales; Debaryomycetaceae. Gene Ontology annotation, biological process: lipid homeostasis.
AUGGUUCAAUGCUAUAUAUCAAUAGCUUUGCUUUUGGUGCAUCUUAAUAAUCCGCAUUGGCAAAAUAGAAAAAACGACCCUAUUGGCUCGUUGUUGGGCUCAACUCCUUUUGGUUCAAUGACGUGUGCCGUGACUACGGGUUACUUUGUAUGGGACUUUUUCGUAUGCGUUAAGCAUUUCCAUUUGUUUGGUAUUGGGUUUUUAUUUCACGCAGUUGCUGCUAUGUUUGCGUUUACUUGUGGCUUUAUUCCGUACUGCCAACCAUGGGCCGGAGCGUUUUUGACUUUUGAGUUGAGUACGCCAUUUGUCAACAUCAAUUGGUUUGCUUCUCAUUUACCAGCAGGGACAUUUAGUGAGAAAUAUAUAGUCAUCAAUGGAUUAUUAUUGAUGUUUGUAUUUUUUGCUGCUCGAAUUGUGUGGGGAUUUUAUGCCGUUAGUCAGAUGGCUGUUGAUAUGUUAGCCUCAUUGGACCGUGUAAAUAAGCUCAUUCCACUCACGAUAUUGUCGAUGAAUCUUUUUUUGAAUAUGUUGAAUUUAUUUUGGUUUUAUAAGAUGGUGAGAAUAGCGAUGAAAAAGGCCUCUGGAGGCAAAUCUACGAGACAAGCUGCAAAGGAGGCGGAAAAAAUAGAAUAA